Molecule: messenger RNA, 631 nt
Organism: Cuscuta campestris
Lineage: Eukaryota; Viridiplantae; Streptophyta; Magnoliopsida; Solanales; Convolvulaceae
Source: the annotation of a GenBank genome assembly
CAGCUCACGGUCGCUCGGUCGCCGUUGCAGCCGCCGUUCACUCAUCUCCGUUAACAGAUAAAGAUUAUUUUUCCCCCAUACUAUGUCCAUGGCUUCUUCAUGUUUCUGCCCACCAAAACACGCCCUCUCCAUAUCCAGACCCAAUCGCACCUUCCUCAGAGCCACUCCUCAUGACUUUGCACCUCGGCUCCCCUCCUUCUGUUUUAUACCUUCAUCCUGCCGUUCGGUGUCCACUGCUGUGACUCCACUGAAGGUCCACGCAAGUUCAACAGUUCCUUUGAUGGACUCGUCUCCUAGCAAAGCUUCUUCUUCGGUCCCAACGGUUGUUGAAGUGGAUGUCGGUAACCGUAGCUACCCGAUCUACGUAGGUUCUGGCCUCCUUGAUCGACCCGAGCUUCUCCAAAUGCAUAUUCACGGAAAGAGAGUUCUUAUAGUAACAAAUACGACAGUUUCUGCUUUAUAUCUGGACAAAACUAUCAGUGCUUUAACAUGCGGAAAUCCUAAUGUUCGUGUUGAAAGCGUGAUCUUGCCAGAUGGAGAACAAUUUAAGAACAUAGUAGGUGUCUUGUGACACGGUAGAUGAAAGUUUGACUUGGGAACCAGCCCCUAUAUAACGAUAGGAUGCUCAGGG